This is a messenger RNA of Enhydra lutris kenyoni (northern sea otter), 893 nucleotides long. Its product is annotated as F-box protein 36. Gene Ontology annotation, molecular function: protein binding. Gene Ontology annotation, biological process: SCF-dependent proteasomal ubiquitin-dependent protein catabolic process. Lineage: Eukaryota; Metazoa; Chordata; Mammalia; Carnivora; Mustelidae. Bases 1 to 567 code for a protein of 188 amino acids. Gene Ontology annotation, cellular component: SCF ubiquitin ligase complex. The transcript is spliced from 4 exons. The record is from RefSeq and is a predicted model, not a curated record.
AUGGCGUCGUGGCUGCCGGAGACUCUGUUCGAAAUUGUAGGACAAGGCCCAGCGCCGAGCAAAGACUAUUACCAGUUAUUGGUCACCCGGUCCCAGGCAAUCUUUAGAUGGUGGAAGAUCUCUCUGAGGAGUGAGUAUCGAUCAGCAAAGCCUGGAGAAGCAAAAGACUCUCAUGAAGAGUUCCUAGAGAAUUCCCACCUUCAAGUCCAAAUUGCCUUAAUAUUUGGUGCAAGAAUAUUAGACUAUGUCUUCAAUUUAUGUGAAGGUAAAUUUGACUUCCUUGAACGGCUCUCAGACAAUCUGCUCCUGAAUAUCAUUUCUUAUCUGGAUCUUGAAGAUAUUGCCAGGCUUUCUCAAACAUCACGCAGAUUUGCGCAGCUGUGCACAUCGGACAAACUGUGGGAGAAGAUAGUGGAGUCCGCCUGUGACACCAUCACACCGGACAUGCGUGCCCUGGCCGAGGACGUGGGCUGGAGACAGAUGUUCUUCACCAGUAAGCUGCAGCUCCAGCGACGGCUUCGCAAGAGGAAACAUAGACAAGGAAGCCAGAGAGACAGUCAAUUUUAGGGACACAUUUUCUUACCUGCGGCGGGGGUGGGGGUUGAGGCCUGGCGGUAAUUCCCUUUUGUGUCCAAAUCUCUUCCGUUUCCUUCGACUAAGAACUCGGAUUUGAACUUGCUGCUUCAAGGAGCCAUCGGGAAAGCCUCCUGGGUUUGCACACACAGGCCACCCAACCCGACGAGGCAGGGCCUUGCCUGAACCACAGUCCCCCUGUAGGAGGGUCCAAUUCGUGGCCCCCACAAAGGGCUGAGGGACAGGAAGCCGAGACACCUGUAAGAAAAGAGGCUUCUGAUGUACAGAAACAAACAAUAAAUGAUUACUCACAGAUUUUU